CCUGGCUGGAGUACGCGUGCGCUUGCUCAGCUCCCGGGCGAGCGCGAGCUCGGGCUCGCACCCCGCUCUCCGAACCCCGCCCGCUCCAUACCUACCGGCGGUAGCUGGCCCGGUGGGCUCGCGGGGAGACGCUCGCGCGCGCACGCGCACACGCCGCGGAGCGGAGCGCGAGACACCGAGGAGGGGAGUAAGUAGCAUCGGAGGAGGCGUUAGAGGAGGAGGCGGUGUGUGCGUAUGUGUAUGUUCUAUGGUGUGGCUCAUCGAGGGGCGAACCGAGGCUUGGAAGAGGACGGAGGAGAAGCGCAAAGAGUCAGAGUCUCCAUCUGCUAGAACCUCUAAUCUGGUUACUAUGGAAACAUGACCACAUAAAAAGGAAGUCCAUUCUGAUAAUUCUGAUACCUGAGAUGUAACUGGUCUGAAGGGUAGAACCGGGAAAUUUUUAGUGCCAACCUUAAUUACAAUGGCUACUGAUUCAGGGGAGCCAGCUAGCACAGAAGAUUCUGAGAAACCUGAUGGAGUUUCACUGGAAAACAGAGUUCAUCAGAUGGCAGCCACUUUGACAGUGGAAGCUAGACUGAAGGAAAAUGACAGUACCAUCUCUGCUGGGGGGGAAACUGUCGAAAGGAAGAGAUUCUUCCGAAAGAGUGUUGAUGACAAAGUUAUUGAUUCUUCCUCCAAAGAUGAGAGAACGAAGGCUACAACAGAGAUUCCAGGCGGAGAAAAGCUUCCUGCAAAUGUGCUAAGAGGUGAAAAAGAAGUCAAAUUCUCACAAUGUUCAAAGGCAACUUCCGAAUCCUCCAAAGAUUGUCUCAAGGAGAAAAAUGAGAAGGAAAUGGAAGAAGAAGCGGAAAUGAAGGCUGUAGCUACUUCUCCUAGUGGCAGGUUCCUGAAAUUCGACAUAGAGCUGGGAAGAGGAGCCUUUAAAACAGUGUAUAAAGGACUGGACACUGAAACAUGGGUUGAGGUUGCUUGGUGUGAGUUGCAGGAUCGGAAAUUAACUAAAGCUGAGCAGCAAAGAUUUAAGGAAGAAGCAGAGAUGUUAAAGGGUCUCCAACAUCCCAAUAUAGUUCGAUUUUAUGAUUCCUGGGAGUCUACAUUGAAAGGAAAGAAAUGCAUUGUAUUGGUGACUGAACUUAUGACAUCAGGGACAUUAAAGACGUACUUAAAACGAUUUAAAGUCAUGAAACCAAAGGUCCUAAGGAGCUGGUGCAGGCAAAUUUUAAAGGGGUUGCAGUUCUUGCACACUAGGACUCCUCCUAUUAUUCACCGGGAUCUCAAGUGUGACAAUAUUUUCAUCACGGGACCUACUGGAUCUGUGAAGAUUGGUGAUCUAGGCCUCGCUACCUUAAUGCGCACAUCAUUUGCUAAGAGUGUCAUUGGGACUCCUGAGUUCAUGGCCCCCGAGAUGUAUGAAGAGCACUAUGAUGAGUCUGUAGAUGUCUAUGCUUUUGGAAUGUGUAUGCUGGAAAUGGCUACUUCGGAGUACCCUUAUUCUGAGUGCCAAAAUGCAGCUCAAAUAUACCGUAAAGUAACUAGUGGCAUAAAACCAGCCAGUUUCAAUAAAGUCACUGAUCCUGAAGUGAAAGAAAUCAUCGAAGGUUGUAUUCGUCAAAACAAAUCUGAAAGGUUGUCUAUCAAGAACCUACUAAACCACGCAUUUUUUGCUGAGGAUACAGGACUGAGGGUGGAGUUAGCAGAGGAAGAUGAUUGUUCAAAUUCAUCUCUGGCUUUACGACUCUGGGUUGAAGACCCUAAAAAAUUGAAAGGCAAGCACAAAGACAAUGAAGCUAUUGAAUUCAGUUUCAAUUUAGAAAAAGAUACCCCUGAGGAAGUAGCCUAUGAAAUGGUCAAGUCAGGAUUCUUCCAUGAAAGUGAUUCCAAAGCUGUUGCUAAGUCCAUUAGAGACCGGGUGACCCUGAUAAAGAAGACAAGAGAGAAGAAGCCAGCUGGCUCUUUAGAAGAACGCAGGGAUUCGCAGUGCAAGUCUGUGGGGAGUGUUCUCCCUCCACCCCAGAAUACAACUCUGCCCCCUGCUCCUGCUCAGCACACUGCGGCUGAGUGUGAAGAAACUGAAGUCGAACAACAAGUUCGACAACAGCUUCUACAAAGAAAACCACAGCAGCAAUGCUCCUCUGUUACAGGUGACAAUUUAUCCGAGUCCGGAGCUGGAUCAGUUACACACUCAGAUGCAAGUCAGCCCAGCACAGGCUAUUCCUCGGACCAGGUGAUGGGCUCUCAAAUGGUUUCUAGCAUCCCACAGGCCGAAAUGAAUGUUCCAGGGAAGAUUUAUCCACCCCAGCAGCUAGUAGGACAUUACCAGCAGAUUUCAGGGAAGCAGCCACAGCUGGCUCAGCCCCAGAUUUUGCCUUUGGCUCAAGGUCAGUCCACUGUUUUGCCUGUACAUGUCCUUGGACCGCCAGUCUCACAACCCCUGGUGUCCCCAUUAACUGUCCAGAAGGUCUCACAGACAAAGCCUAUAUCCCAACCAGCUGCAGUUGAACAACAAGCAGUGCUUCUAAAACCAGAUUUAGUUAGAAGUUUGCACCAUGAUGUGGCAGCUGUGAAGGAAAACAACAACACCCCUGAUAAUCCAAGUGGAAAUGGCAAACAGGAUCGGAUCAAACAGAGAAGAGUGUCCUGUCCUCGACCAGAGAAGGGGACCAGGUUCCAGCUUACUGUCCUGCAGGUGUCAACCUCUGGAGACAACAUGGUAGAGUGUCAGCUGGAGACACACAAUAACAAGAUGGUCACCUUCAAGUUUGAUGUUGAUGGUGAUGCACCCGAGGAUAUUGCAGACUAUAUGGUUGAAGAUAACUUUGUGCUGGAUAGUGAGAAAGAAAAAUUUGUAGAAGAAUUGAGGGCUAUUGUAGGUCAAGCCCAGGAGAUUCUACAUGUCCACUGUGCUGCAGAAAGAGCCACUGGAGUUGACUCUGUCGCUGUAGAACCCAACAGUGGCCAAACAGGGUCAUCUGAACAAGCACAGAUAAAUUCUGCAUCCACUCAAACCAGCAAUGAAUCUGCUCCUCAGUCAUCCCCAGUUGGUCGGUGGCGAUUCUGUAUCAAUCAAACGAUAAGAAACCGUGAGGCUCAAUCUCCUCCUUCUCUUCAACAGUCCAUAUCUACAGUGCCUGGGCUCUAUCCACUUUCCAGUCCAAGAAAAACAAAUAAUAAGGAAAUGUCACAGGACACACUGCUCACUCUAGAAAAUAAUCCAUGCCAGCAUGCACUUUUCACCUCCCAGUCAGAACACAAGGAUGUGGCUGAUGGUAAGAUUUCUGAAUGUGCCAGUGUAGAAACUCAGCAGUCAGCUGUAAUUUAUCAAGUGGAAGAUGACAGGCAGAGAAUGGCACCAGUUGUUAGUAGUUCCGCUUACUCUGCUACUUCAGUUUGUACAGUUCCAGUGAAAUGUGAGGGACCCACCAACCAAGCAGGGACAUUUCUACCUGUGCUUCCCUGUCACCAAGCUGCCACUCAGGCUAAUGUACUUACUGCACCUUCUGGCGAGUCAACUCAGAUUGCUGGUAACUCUCUUAAAACUUCAGCAUUUAUUUCUGAUCAAAGGCCUCAAUCCUUAUCAGUGCAGCAGCCAACUGUGGAUGCAGAGUUUAUUUCCCAAGAAGGAGAGAAAACCACAGUGAACACUGAAGCAAGUUCUCCUAAGAAGGUCAUCCCCACUCAGACCCCCGGCCUUGAACCGUCUGCCCUUCUACCUACUACUGUCCUGGAAUCAGAUGGGGAAAGACCUCCAAAAAUGGAGUUUGCAGAUAACCGAAUUAAAACUCUAGAUGAAAAACUAAGAAACUUGCUCUAUCAGGAGCAUAGCAUGACUAGCAUCUACCCUGACAGCCAGAAGGACACCCAAAGCAUAGACUCUCCAUUUUCUUCCUGUGCUGAAGAUACACUCUCGUGUCCAGUGCCAGAAGUCAUAGCCAUCAGUCACUGUGGAAUUCAAGACAGUCCUGCACAGUCCCCCAGUUUUCAGCAGACAGGCUCUAAGGUUCUGUCCAAUGUGGCUGCCAGUCAGCCUGCUAACGUGUCCGUGUUCAAAAGGGACCUGAAUGUGAUUACUUCUGUACCCAGCGAAUUAUGUUUACAUGAGAUGUCCCCAGAUGCCUCACUUCCAGGGGAUCCAGAGGCCCAUCCUGCUGCUGUGCCAAGCGGUGGAGCCACUCGUCUGCACACAGGAGUGGAAACAGAUGAUGUGAUAUCCACAGUUGCUCCUGAUCCCAUUCCUCUGGCAGUAGAGUCCACAGCUAAUAGUAGGCCUUUGAGUAGAUGCAAAUUGAUGAGUGCAUCCUUUCAGCGGGGACGGUUCCAGGUGAUUACAAUCCCUCAGCAGCAGUCCGAGAAAGUGACAUGCACUGGAAUACAACACGAGUCAGCCUUCAAUGACAUGCCAAGCCAUUCUAGUGAAGAAGCUCCAGCCUUCACUGAAACAGCAAAGGCUCAGGUAGUAGAACUAGAACCUGCCACGCACAGUCCAGAGACUGUAUUUUCUCCUCAGAACCUAGAAGCUCCUCAUGAAACCUUUCAGGAAGUUAAACCAAUUCCUAAACCAGGAGACAGCUCAUCUUUCAGCACAGCUGGUGAGACUGAUGGAUCUUCUAUAACCCCGGAAAAGGAAUUGGAAGAAAACUCAGCGACAGGAAAUAGCAUGCAGUCUGGCUCUGAACUGCCACUCAAAGGGAGAGAGAGACUUACUGUUGAGAAACAGCUUUGCUCUGAUGGUGAAUUUUCAGCCACUCUUACUGACACAGGGAACUCUGUGGCAGAGAGUCAUCCAGAGAGCGAUCAGUGCUUAUCACUCGAAGCAGAAAGAACCUGUGCUGAGACAGAGAACUCAGUCUUCUAUUCACCAUCUUCCCCAAUGAGCAGUGAUGAUGAAUCCGAAAUAGAGGAUGAGGACUUGAAGAUGGAGCUUCAGAAAUUACGAGAAAAACAUAUUCAGGAGGUAAUAAAUCUUCAAACCCAGCAGAAUAAGGAGCUUCAGGAUCUCUAUGAUCGCCUCCGGGCAAUUAAAGAUAACAAACAUCAGUCAUCUGUGGUUUCUCUGCCAUCCGCAUCCCCAUCGCGUCGACCAAGAUCUUUAAGAAGCAAACUUCGAAGCCGCCCCCAGUCCUUGACACAGGUGGACAGUGAUUCAGCUGCUACAGAGAGCAUGGAAGAAAGGGAGAGAGAAACAGAGGAACAUGAACAUGAGAGACACACCAACUGGUUGCCUCUAGCACCCUCCCAGACCAGGGCUGGGGAUGGAGCCGACAACCGAGAUCCACCAUGUGCGGAGAGUAAUAUAGCAUCAAGCCAGCAAUCUCCAGCUAGUAAAAAAGGGAUGUUCACAGAUGACUUACACAAAUUGGUAGAUGACUGGACAAAGGAAACAGUUGGAAAUUCUCUUAUUAAGCCAAGUUUAAACCAACUUAAACAGAGUCAACACAAAUUAGAGACUGACAACUGGAACAAAGUACAUGAAAAUACUCCAUCUGCUCUGGGCUACACACCAACAUGGAUUUCUUCUCUGCCCCAAAUCCGUGGAGCUGUUCCCACCUCCUCACCACAAGGACUCCCACUCCCUUCGUUUCCGGGGCCAUUACCAUCAUAUGGAGUGUCCCAUGUCUGUCAGUAUAAUGCUGUGGGGGGGCCUGGUUAUCCAGUACAGUGGGUAGGAAUUCCCGGACCAGCUCAACAGCCUGUGGUCAUACCUACCCAACCAGGGCCACCGUUCCAGCCAGGAAUGAAUUUGCCUGCGUUUUCAUCGUCUUCAGUGCAGAAUCCAUCCACGAACCCUCCGGGUCCCAAAUGAAUCAGAGUAAAUGAUGAAUGAAGAAAAGGGAGCUUUUCUUCAAAGUUAUUUCCGGGACACCUAAGAUAUUAAACUUUCUUCUUCUUGGGUUCUGCCAUCUUUUCCUCUUUUGAGUUUACUUUCCACUGUAUUUUUUGGGGUUCCGAUGUAGUCUUUGAUAUAGCUCGUCAUUCUGUAGAACUGUGCAGUUUGUACAUAGAACACUGCGCACAGAAAUGUUUUUCACUUCAAAUCCUAUCCUCUUUGAUACUUGAUUUUUUAAAAAUACUGUUCAGAAUGCUUUAAAUGAGCUCGGCUUGAGCAUUACCAUUUCCAGGACACUUACCAUGAAUUGCUGAAAAGCCUCCAUUUUUUUACUGCUGCCAACCGCAGCUGGAUGAUACUUUUCUUUAAAAUGUAUAAAUACUGUUUAAAUUGAUAUUCCCCCAAUGUGGACAGAGUGAGAUCCUCCGACAACCGGAGUCUUAUGGGAUUCUUCACAUGUUUGUCUUAGGUUUACCUCUCCCAGAAGGCAGGGUAAUGCUGCAGGAAAUGUUUUGGUGUAUAAAAUUAGAAUAACUUUUGUCAACUAAUAUAGAACAUGAGCCCUUUUUAAUGUGAUUUUCUUCCCGUCUUCACAGCUGUAGGAGUGAAGCCUUGUUCUAGGUGAGGCGGAAAGAAAGGAUAAAAACAGAACUGUAACAGUUCCUUGAUUCUGCAGAUAAUGUAGCUGUUUUAGGAUUUCCAUAGUAAUUCAAAGCAGCUGUCUCCUUGUUUCUCAUGUGCACACUGCGUUGUUUUUGAGCAUCUGAGAGGCAUUGGUUUGGCUUGCAUUCUUUUGCAAGGGAUAUAUUGCAGCUGAUAUGAAUCUCAUUUGGGGGGAAUCUUUGUAUUCCUGACAAAGAGGAUUCAAGUCACACCUCUAUUGACCCAUUCUUCCGACGUGAAAUUUACUUGACACAGUAGGUUUUGUAGGUUUCAAGACUUACACAUGAAACACUGGCUUUACAGGGUUCUAAGAGAUGUGGGGUAUACACUGUCCUGCAGUGAAAUAGUAGAUCCUCGAAGUAUACUAUUUAAUUGCCCUUAGCUUUUUUUAUUGCCUUUUUUUUAGUUGUUAUAAUUUCUAGUUAGUAUCUGUAGCCUCUUAUAUUAUUUUUGCAUCAUCUUUAGAAUCUGUGAGAGGUCACUGUCAAGUUGCACUUUACUGGGUUUUAUCCAGUUUAAGGAGGAGGGGAGGCAAUGUCAAAAUGUACACUUUUGGUUUUCAAAGAAGGUUAACUAUAAUCAUCUUAAAAGGCUGGUCGCAGAGUUACCUAAUACUCAGUCUGUGAAACCCGAGUCAAAAUUCGUAAAUGGUAUUUACCCACCGCCACAUACACAUGUUUAAAAUACUUUUCACUCUUGACAAUUUCAAGGUGGUGUCUAGUGCACAUUUACCUUAAGAACAAGUUCUGUCUACUGGUAAACAUUCUAAAUUAUCACCCAAUAUUUCUGUUAACAGAUUUUCUUCCAUAUUCCACUACAAAUUUUAGCCCAUGAGCCUGCCAGGUAAUGAAGCAAACUUAAUGGGUGUACUUUUUUUUUUUUUUUUGCACCGUUUACUUUGUGACAUUCAGUGCCCUUUCUAAAUAGAUACAUGUCUUAUACUGCUUACCUGAGGAUUGCCCUCGCCAUUGUGAAGAUUCUGUCACUAUCAUUUGGGGCAUAUAGGGUAGCAUUUUGAGAAUUGCUGUUGGUAAGAGCCAAAGUUUCUUUUCAUAUGACAUGCUAGUUUGGAUGAGUCUUCCUAAAUCUUAUGGACAAAUUCUUCAAAUUCCUUACACAGUAUUGCUUUGCGAGUUGAAGUGAUUUUAGGACAGUAGUGUAAUGCAAAUGCUUGCAUUGCAGUGUUUACCAUGUAUACAAAAACAAUGUGCCUAAAAUUUGUAAUUCUUUCAAACUGCUCGUGUUUCAUUAGAUGAUUUGGAUUUGUGUGAUUGCAUUGAGGCUUAUAACUUAGAACAGCGGUCGCCAACCUUUCAGACCUCGCGGACCGCUGGUUAGUGACUGCUGAUCCAGAAAGUGAAAAUACUGCAGGUUUUAAGGUCCCUUCUUCUCUAGUCAAAAUCCUUUUUUUUUUCUUUUUAAAAAUUGAUUUUUGGAGGGAGGAAGGGAGAAAGAGAGAUGGAGAGUGACAGACAUCUAUGGGCUGCCUCCUGUAUGCACCCUGACUGCAGAUGGAACCCGGGUAUGUGCCCUGACCGGGACUCAAACCUGCCACCUUUCAGGGUCCAGGACAGCUCUCCAACCAACUGAGCCACACUAGCCAGGGCUCUAGUCACAAUUCUUUUAAACAGUGUACCUACCCCAAGAUGAAAAAAGCUCCAUGGAUAAUAUGCACAAUUACAUUUAUUAAUGGCUGCUCUAUAUCACAUGCCCCACGUUUUGCCACCACCUCUGUUUUAUGUCUGAUUCAUCAUUUGUUUGCCUGCAGACUUUUGCAGUGCCUUGUAGUAUUUAGAAUCUUUUCAGAUUUUUUGCUGGAAAGAAAAGUAGUCUUCUAAAGUUUGAAGAUGGUGAAUAGUGUACUGCCGAGUCCAUGCUGACUGCAGUGGUUGGGUUAACAUAUAUGUUAUGUAUACAUUGUGUAUAUGUAACGUGUGUGUAAGUUUAAAAAUGCAAAAAAAGUGACUUUGUGUGGAAAUGAAGAAAACAGUGUUAUUCACGUCACUGUGGGGUUUUUAUUUAUUUUUUCCAUUACUUAAAUGUUUGAUUCAGCUUAUAGUCACUUUGACUGUAAAUAUUGGCUAGUUUUCUAUAUAGGGAUUUUGCAUUAUUUCCUAACUUUUUGCUAAAUCAUAUAAUAGUGCUGUUUGCAUCCUUGCUGAGGUACUUUUCCAACCCAGAAAUAAUUAAUUAUUGAGGUAAAGCUCAGAAAUUCCCUUCUUACUUAACCAAGAGCCUACUGUAUAACAAGGGCCUUCUACCCACUUCCCAAAAACAAACUGUCCUUUUCAUUUUCCUUCUUGUGGGAGAGAAAAGGGUUGUAUUAUGUCAUCUGCUUGUACCGUUUAUUUGGGGGGGAGUCUGAAUGUCCAGCCACCAUGUUUACUUCUCAAAAUGCAAGUCUGACGAAUAGUACUGUACCUCCAUAUGUGCUAAUGUGAGCAUCUCUUCAUGAAUUACCUGCUGCUAUGUUUGUGAAGUUGGGUGUAACAUCUUAAGAAUAUGAAACCAGUAUUGGUGUAAAUCUAAUGAAAUUACCCUAUGUAUAUUUGUAGCAGUCUUGAUUCUCUGUUUAAGGUAAUUUGCUGUAAUAUAACCAAUAUCCAUUCUGUUUCUCAUCCUCUUCUUACCAGUUUUAUAUCGAGCAUGAAUUCUAAUGGUUUGACAGCAAAAUUAUCUGUGGAAGUUUAAAAGGCACUUUUCCGCUGCGAUUUUUAGAUUGAGUGUAGAAUGUUUUGAGUGUAGAGUAUGAUGGGAUGUAUCAUUUUAGAACCCCAGGUUUAAUUCCAGUCCAGUUGCUUUUGUUAAUCUACCUCGUUUUCAGUGCUGUUUGGGGGUGCACAAGUAAACACUGCCUGUGAAACUUGCUUUUUUUUUUUUUUUUGCCUUGAUUCUCAGUAUUCUUUCAGGUUAUUAAUGUAGCCUGCCUCUUUGUCCCAGCGUUAACUCUGAAUUAGUGAUGAGGAGGACUAUCACUCUGCCACCAAUCUGUGUUUAAGUGAUGAGAGCCACGUGCAUCUCUGAAAUAAGCUUUGGGGAUUUGGGAGUGGAGAGCAGAUAAAUAAAUCCAGCUUGUGGCAGUAUAGAAAUUAGUUGUAAAAUGAGCAAAUGAUAAGAAAGUACCCAAAUUAGACAGUUCAGUGCCUGUAACUUUGCGUCUUUUAUUAGAGAUGCGUUUCUUAUCUGUGUGCCUAAAGGGCUAUGGGUGAAACUGUUUUAACUACCACAGUGAAAUAGCUUGACAAAUCCUACAUCGGUGGCCUGUCAUUCAGCAUAUUAGCAUCUGCGAGAUAUUUGCAGUGAUGUUUUGUUACCUGGAAAUAGCUGUAUGCUUUCACUUGAAUUGUAGUUGGUGAUAACUUGUUCCAGUCUCUAAAGUUUAUUGGAGGCAUUGACUUUCUUUGCUGUCUUUUCCAAGUGUUGAAAAUGAUGCAUUCCUUUUUCCCAAAAAAAACUCAGCAAAUGUUUGUAAACCACAUGGUCCUUGUUCCACAUGUUUACUGUGUGCAACACUACAGCAUAUUUCAUGGUAGCAAAUACUGUAUUUCAGGCUUUGUGCACAAGUACAUUCCUGAGGUAUAUGUGCCAUUGGUUUGGGAUUCAGUUUUUUCAUCUUUUUGGUUCAGAAAAAUUUGUGGUGACAUGUGGGCCGUUUUCUGGAAUAGAUUGUUCACAUUUCAUUGUUUAUUGAUGAAUUGUUUCUCCACCCGAUGAACCAGAAGGGGCGGGGGACAUAGAAAAGAUAAUUAAUUGAUUUGGUAAAUGUAAUUUCUGGGAUUGACAUUGUUUUCUUAAAAAAAAACACCAGACUAUAAAAUGGUGACAGUCAAACUUGCUAAAAUCCUUUGAAGUGAAAUUAGCAUGAAACUUUAAUGGAGCCAAAUGCUUUCAGGUCACCCCGGAGAUAGUUUUACAUGUGAAGGAUGAACACAAACAUUGGUCAGGUCUUGACAGCCGACAUAGGCAGGGGCCUGGGAUAGUGACUGGGUUACACUGAAGUUAUUUUUAACUGAGAUAGCUAACAGAGUGUACACACCACCAGCUCCCAUUCUGGUAGGUUUUCUUUUCAUUUUCAACAAGUUAAAAAGGCUGAAAGUCAAGCAAGAAGGGAAGAGAGAAACUGGGCUCUUGAGAAAAGAAAGUGCCAGUGUAAAAUAAAUUCCUAAUUGUGUGCUUGUCAUCCUUCCAGUUUUUUUUUUAAGUUGCAUUUCUUUUUUACUAUGUUUUAAGAUUUCAGAUUGAGAUUUGUGGUCCAGAACAUACCCUCAGCAGAAAUAGUGACUGAUCGGAAAGUGCAGUUGUUCAAGGUCUGCCAUGCUCAAUCACAUAAAGCUUCGUUUGAUAUGAAUAUUAAGCAUGUAGACCUAGUUCAGCAUGGGAGCCACUCAGGAAGUUUAUGCAAUUAAUGAACUUUCAUGCAUAAUUUACUAUGAAUUAUACAGAAUUUCAGUCACAUCUCUACAUUUAACAUUUAGUUGUAUAUGUGAACUCUUUUUUUUCAUCGAUUUUUUUUUUUUUAAGAGAGGGGAAGGGGAAGAGAGAGAGAGGAACAUUUAUCGGUUGCCUCCUGUACACUCCCCAACCGGGGAUUGAACCCGCAACCUGGAUAUGUGCCCUGACCCGGAAUCCAACUUACCACCUGUUAGUGUACAGGACAAUGCUCCAACUAACUGAGCCACACCGGCCAGGGCUGAACUCUCUUUUCUUAAUUGGGGAAUGUAGCAUUAUAUAGAAUGUUGUUAAACUUCAUUUUAAUCCUUGACCUUAACUUUUCUUUUCUUUUUUGGGGUAAACCAAGUGAUCUGCCUUUAAGCAGCUGUCUUAUUUUGGUUAUUUGAAACUGUGAUUUUUAUUUCAUUUGUACCCAACCAUUGUAAGUAUUUUGUUUCCUGGAAAUUUUGUUUUCAAACAGAAAAUAAAGGCUGUGUUAAAAUGA
Molecule: messenger RNA, 11423 nt
Organism: Myotis daubentonii (Daubenton's bat)
Lineage: Eukaryota; Metazoa; Chordata; Mammalia; Chiroptera; Vespertilionidae
Gene: WNK3
Product: WNK lysine deficient protein kinase 3
Biological process (GO): protein phosphorylation
Molecular function (GO): protein serine/threonine kinase activity; ATP binding
Source: RefSeq, a predicted model, not a curated record